CUGUCUCUGCACACACUCGGCGAGGCUCAGAGUCUCUCUCUUUACUUUGCUCUCUCUCUCUCCCAUCACUUUCCCCCACAGUGCUAACCCACAGCUCUAAUGUUCCCAUCCCGUAUUUGCCGAUGUCUUCUGCUCCCAAAACUCCAACCCAGUUUAAGUAAUUGAUGGAGUGGAGGAAGGAGACGUUGACUCAAUAGAGGAGCAGCUGUCAGCAACAGAGUUGCAAUAAAGAAAAUCGCCCGAGGGGACUGGAACAGACGGAGAUCAGCGGAGACAGGCGAAGGCGAGGAAAAGGGAAGACUGCUUCAGGUUACCGAGUCGCGAUGGAGGCGCACGGCGUGUGCGAUUAGGGAGCACCGCUUGUGGAAGCGCUCGCUUUGUUGAGGUGGAUUACAAAGUGAGCAACAUUCAGAACUGACCAGGGCCGCCUUUGUCUAUUUCACUUGACGGAUUAGAACCAUGAACGUGUCGCCCCCAGACCGCAGGAAAAACAUGCGAGAACUGGCUUUGGAGAUUGGCAUCCGAGUUCUGCUUUUCGGAGUUUUUGUAUUUACAGAGUUUCUGGAGCCCUUUGAGAGAGUGAUUCAACCAGAGGAGCUUUGGCUCUACAAGAACCCUCUAGUUGAGUCAGACCACAUUCCCAAGAGGGUCAUGUUCGCAAUUUCAUUCCUUACCCCAUUGGCGGUGAUAUUUGUGGUGAAGAUAAUUCAGAGGACGGACAAGACAGAGAUCAAAGAGGCAUGUUUAGCUGUGUCCCUGGCUCUCGCCCUGAAUGGAGUCUUCACAAAUACUAUCAAGUUGAUUGUUGGCAGACCAAGGCCCGAUUAUUUCCAGCGUUGUUUCCCAGAUGGACAAGUAAAUGCGAAGAUGCUGUGCACCGGGGAGCCAGAUCUAGUCUCUGAGGGACGCAAGAGCUUCCCCAGCAGCCAUUCCUCCUUUGCAUUCUCUGGUCUUGGCUUCACCUCCUUCUACCUGGCGGGGAAGCUGCAGUGUUUUACGGAUCAGGGUCGGGGGCGUAGCUGGCGUCUCUGUGCCAUGGUGCUGCCUCUCUACAGUGCUAUGAUGAUUGCAUUGUCCCGGACCUGCGACUACAAACACCACUGGCAAGACGCCUUUGUUGGAGGAGUGAUCGGAUUGCUGUUUGCGUACAUCUGCUAUCGCCAGCACUACCCACCCUUUCUGCACAUGGAUUGCCACCUGCCUUAUGCCAGUCUGGCUGCUGCCGCCCACAUGCCCUCGCAUCCCCAGGACGACCCGCAGCCCACUGACAAUGCCACCACCCUUCCCCUGGAAGGCUUGACUGAAGGGCCAGUAUGACUAGUGGCCACCACCGAGACUCCCCCCAACACCCUUACCAAGCCAUUGAGCCCACCUCCCCAUUCCUAGUGACUGACUGGCACUUGUAUACAUUCCAGUGGACAGUAUUACACCUCACCCAUCUCCAUACUGUUACACCCUGUCUUGGUGACACCUACAUUCUUUUGUGUUUAUUUUUUUAUAUCUGGUUCUUGCUCAGCAGCCGUGAAAGUCUAUAUUUAGAUGUGAUGUAUGAGAGGAACCUAUGAAUAUGGGGCAUCACCGCUGAGAGGGAAGAUAGAAAAACAUGUUGAAAACCUGAGGAAACAAGUCUCACAAAUGGCUGUGAAGGAAGAUGAAAAUAUCGCCAGUUUUGCUGGAAUUUUUUUGCUUAAUGAGAAAUGUGGACGGCAGGUUGUUUUAUGCUGGAGUAUAUUUAAUGUUUGGCUGUUAAAGGAUUGGGACAGUAAGUUGGGGAGAUCCUGAGAAAAUCCCAUGAAAUGUCACAGCAAUCAAAUCAUUAAAUCAAACCAGUUGAACUAUUAGAAUAUUGUAUGUUAUAUUUCACACUUAAAAACAAAUGAUGGGGUUUGAUAGCAACUAGUGCCAGAAAGCCAAUGAAAUUUUGUGUGUUUCAGUUCAGACUUUUAGAUGCACUUUCAGAGGGCACCAAUGUGUUGGAUUAAAACUCAUGGACUUGGGGCACUUCUCAAGAUUCAUACCUCCUCUACUUUUAAUAAUUUUUGGUUGUUCAUUGUCAAGGACAAUAUUCAGUGUUUCCCAACCUUACUCUCCUACAUUCACCCAUUUUUUAUUAUUUCAUUUCUCCCCAUUCUCUUGGGCUUGUAUAAUGUUCCAGUGCAAUCCUGCAUAUCACCCCUUCCCCAUUUCUCUUCCUCUCCCUGUCACCAUCCAACUAUUUUUCACAAGCCCUGCAGUUAACACAUGUUCCCAGAGGUUGCACGAGGACAUGGACCCAAAUUGUAGCUCAGUGAGUGCAAUCAAUAACAGGCAGGUGGGAAUGGCGUGGUGGAAGUGUGUCUGGACAGUCACAAACUCCAAUCUGAUCCUGCAUUAAUCCUCAUUAAGGGAGGUCAGCCACUGCUGCUUAUGAGCACAUUAGGACUCUAUGAGGUGCCCCACGGACUGCCCAAGCAUUUCAGAUGGCUUUCAGCCCACUGUAGCCCCACAAAUAGACAAUCUAGCACUCAGGAGAUGACAUGCCUGAACCCGGGACAGCGAUUAUUCAUCCAUUAAUGUUCCAUUAUUUAUUUAUAUUUCCAGCCUUAAUUUAGGGACAACACGUUGAAACGAAGAAGACACUAAAGAUUUGUAGCUUUUUUUCUGCUUGGGUUGUAUACACCCUGUGAUGCUUUAUUAACAGAGAUGACACAUAGCCAGAUUACUGGUUCCCUAUCAUCAUCAAAGCAAUUUGUAGCCUCUUACAAGUUUUGUUGGAAAUUAUGGAUAAUUUUGUUGCCUUGGUUACUAUGUCUUUUUUGCCAUUGCUGUGACAUUAAUGGGAAGGUGCAAUCUUGGUUUGCCUCUAACCCAACCAAGCUACACAGAAAGGCAAAGAUUAUAUAUUUGCACCAAACAGUGAAGAGUGAAAAACAGGAGAUAGCAAAUCAAAUCAACAGCAUGAUAUGAAAUGAGCAGCAAGCCAAAUGUAUAAGGUUAUUUAGUAAUUUAUGUCAGUAUGUUAGUCAAGCCUAUUUGUACAUUUGCCUGUCUCCACUGUCAAAAGACCACACAUUCUUUUGAAGAAAGCAACAGUUAAAACAGCCGCACCUUCAACUGCUGUUCGCUUAAUUAUGGACACAAUUUGGCUUGUUUCGCAGAAAUAGACAAGGAAAACAUCUCUCUCUUUAAAAUUAUUUUAAACAUCAUUUACUCAAAUAAGCCACAAAUAAGCCUCUAUCACUAAUGCAACCCAUUGGCAGCUUCUUAAAACUGUGUGUGUGCGUGCAGGUUUUGACAAGGCCUAUCCCACACUGAUGCAAUACAAAAUGAACAAAAUGAAACUUUACAAAUAACAAACUUUUCACCAGAGGGCAAAAGGUGCUUGACUCUGCACAUCAGAUUCUGUGAUGGGACUUGACGAGACUCUGAGAGUUAACUGGAGAGAAACUUGUAACCUUCUUGCUGCUUCCACAGAGUUUUUCAGCGCAGGCCUGGAGAUCUGUGACAGUGAGAUUUUGACAUCUUGAGGCAGUUUUGGGGAUAACAUGAUUGUGACACAGAUUCAUUAUGUUCUAUAGACCUGCUUGUCAGCCUGAUGUUUGUACAUUGUCAUUUAGUUUUCUCCUAUUAGAUGGUACAGUGUAUAUUGGAAAAAAAAUGUUGUUCAGAAGUCAUGUCUGUAAGAGUAUUUUCGCUAAAUCUGCAAAGGACUUAAGUUUCCCACUUUCCUUCAACUCAUUCCAUGAUUUGUUUUAAUUUGGUGCUAUAGAUAGUUUUGUAGCAGUAGGUGUCACUUUUCACAGUGGAUGUGUCAUUUUGAAAUUAAAGUUCAAUAAUUUUCUACUGAGAAAGAAAAAAAAUUAUUAUAAUACAUAUUUCUUUUUUUCAAAUCAGUUGCACAGGGCAGCCAGUGCUUGAUACUCGCUUGAAUCAUUUUAUCUUCCCAAGGACUGAUGGGAUAAAAGUAUAGAAAAAAAAUUAAAGAAUAAUGAAAUUAUUAUCAAGUAUAGUGAAUAGAUGUCUGAAGAAAAAAAGAGUGUAAGAUUUAAGAAUCUUUGUUCAUGGCAUGCCAGUUCCAUUUGUGAAAGACUGUUUUCUAUGAAUAAGCAUGUCUGGCCUUGACAACUCUUUGAGCUGUGUUUUGCUGUUUAUAUACUUUAUGUACAAUAAAGGACUGCACCUGUGUGAAAUUUAUCCCUGAAGAAAACAAGCAGCCUAAUGUACCUUGUCAAAGUGUGAUCGUUGCAGCUUACAUUUGUUGCUGUAAUGGGAACAUGGAAUCAACACAUCAUUGGUCACAAAUCAAGGUUUGAACAAUCUGACAUUAUGCGGCAGCAGACGUUUGAAUAAACUAUAUACCGAGUUCAGUUCAAUGAAUUUAUGCUUCAACGGACCUGCUGUCAGAUUGCACAGUGCUACUGAGGCAGUUGAAUGUGUGUGUGUGAAUGUAACUCUGUUCUAAGUGUGUUGUGCUUUUCUGCAUCAGUUGUGUUGCACUCUUGUGUAGGGAGUUUCCAAUAAACGUGUGUGUGCUUAA
Siniperca chuatsi (mandarin fish) is the source of this 4516-nucleotide messenger RNA. RefSeq names its product phospholipid phosphatase 4 (gene plpp4). The record is from RefSeq and is a predicted model, not a curated record. NCBI's taxonomy places the organism in Eukaryota, Metazoa, Chordata, Actinopteri, Centrarchiformes, Sinipercidae. Gene Ontology annotation, molecular function: phosphatidate phosphatase activity. The transcript is spliced from 7 exons. The coding region runs from base 460 to 1317 and encodes 285 amino acids. Gene Ontology annotation, biological process: phospholipid metabolic process.